AUGUGGUUGGCUACCGACAGAGCGCGCACCGGUCUCGUACCCAGGCAAAAAUCUAACAUUGAAUCCGAGACAGACAGCGAGGGUGACAGCGACAUUGCGGAAGGAGGCGACGUUGAGAGUGAUCAUUUCGAGGACAACUACGACGGCAAAGAUGACGACAACAACAUCAACGAUGGCGACAACACCAACGAUGGCUACAAUAACGGCGAUGACAGCAACGACAUCAAUGACAGUAUCACCAACGAUGGCUACAACUGGAAUUCGCAACCCAAUCUCGACGACCUUUUCAACCACGGCAUAAGCGAGGGCGAAAGCGAAGACGGCGAAUUCAAUGCUGAUACAAGCACAUAUGUUCAGCAACAACCCUUCGCCACGCCACCUCUGCCACCUCUGCCAGCCAGUCUCAAAGCGUCAAUCAAAGAUACAGUCAGGAGGUGUCAGGAACGUGAGCAAGACCUCAUUGCAAAUGGUUUCCAUGAAGGAACGAAAGAAUUCUUCAAUGAUCCAAUCCGGAGAGAAUUGAGCAUCUUGCAGCAAGAAGCCAUCGGCAUCAAUAUGAAGGAAUACAUGCUCUUCAGGUUCGGGAGGGUAACGGAUGACGAGGGAAAUGACUUGCCGGGUGCGCCAUUUUAG
Molecule: messenger RNA, 633 nt
Organism: Parastagonospora nodorum SN15
Lineage: Eukaryota; Fungi; Ascomycota; Dothideomycetes; Pleosporales; Phaeosphaeriaceae
Exons: 1
Coding region: 1-633 (210 amino acids)
Source: RefSeq, a predicted model, not a curated record